Molecule: messenger RNA, 3801 nt
Organism: Lepus europaeus (European hare)
Lineage: Eukaryota; Metazoa; Chordata; Mammalia; Lagomorpha; Leporidae
Gene: DGKK
Product: diacylglycerol kinase kappa
Exons: 28
Coding region: 1-3801 (1266 amino acids)
Biological process (GO): intracellular signal transduction; lipid phosphorylation; diacylglycerol metabolic process
Molecular function (GO): ATP-dependent diacylglycerol kinase activity
Source: RefSeq, a predicted model, not a curated record
AUGCACCGCGGGGCUGCCGCGGUCCAGGGCAGUGGCCCGCCUCAGGAUGGAGAGCAGCCCGCGGAGUCUCCAGAGCCUCCGCCGCCGUGGCCGCCGCCUCCGCCGGCUCCUCCGCCGCUUCAUGCACCUUCGCCAGAACCGGCACCAGAGCCCUGUCCAGAGCCUGCUCCAGGAUUCUGCCCGGACGCGACCCCAGAACCAGCUACAGAACCAGACGCAGAACGGAGUCCAGAACCUGCCACAGAGCCGGCCCCAGAGCUGGCCCCAGAUCCAGCCACACAGCGGGUUUCAGGGCUUGCCCCAGAACCUGCCCCUGGGCUGGUCCCCAAACCGGCCUCAGAGCUGAUCCCAGAACCUGCCAUAGAGCCAGCCUGGGGCCUGGCCCCUGAACCGGUUCUAAAGCUAACCCCAGAAGUGGCCCCAAAGCCCAUCUCAGAACCUGCCACACAGUCGGCCUCAGAGCCAACUCUAGCACCUGCCAUAGAGUCAGCCCAAGAGUCCUGUCCGAAGCCAAGUCCAGCACCAUGUUUAUUGCAAUGUCCGGUGGUCGAUCGGGACAGAAGUCCAAAGACCUCGCCGUUUCCAUCGCCUCAGAUGCCAGUGUCGUGGUCCAGAAUAAAGAAAAUACUGAAGGAAGGACCUUUGCUGAAGAAUUGUAACUCCCUCAAGAGAUGGAAACUUAGAUAUUUUCUGAUUCAAGGACAAAAACUCUACUUUGCACACCACCCUGCGUUUGCGCACUUUGAAACAAUUGAUCUGUCUCAAGUAACCUUAGCCGAAAGCAGUUGUAGAAACCUUUGCCACAGUUUUUGUGUUAUCACACCACAACGAAAAGUCACCCUGGCAGCACCAAACCGAAAAGACAUGGAAGAAUGGAUCAAUGUCAUUAAGACUGUCCAACAAGGAGAAAUUCGUAAGAUACCUAUAGCAGAAAACAACCCUUUCCUUGUUGGAAUGCACUAUUGGUAUUCCAGCCACAGUUCCAGGACACAGCAUUGCAAUAUUUGCCGAGAGAGCAUUCCUGCCUUAUCUCGAGAUGCCAUUAUCUGUGAAGUGUGCAAAGUGAAAUCUCACAGAUUAUGUGCUUUGAGAGCAAGCAAAGACUGCAAAUGGAACACCUUAUCCAUCACUGAUGACCUUCUUCUGCCUGCAGAUGAGGUGAGCAUGCCUCAUCAAUGGGUAGAAGGAAACAUGCCUCUCAGCUCUGAAUGUGCAGUAUGUCAUGAGAGCUGUGGCAGUUACCAACGACUUCAAGACUUCCGCUGUCUCUGGUGCAAUUCUACGGUGCAUGACAGCUGUCGGAGACGGUUUUCCAAGGAAUGUUGCUGCGGAAGCCAUCGCUCAUCAGUCAUUCCGCCCACUGCUCUCAGUGACCCCAAAGGCAAUGGACAAUUAGUAGUAUCUCCAGACUUCUGGAAUCUUGAUUGGUCAUCUGCCUGUUCAUGCCCUCUUCUCAUCUUCAUCAACUCCAAAAGCGGUGAUCAUCAAGGGAUCGUUUUCCUCCGAAAAUUCAAGCAAUAUCUAAACCCGUCUCAAGUAUUUGAUCUAUCAAAGGGUGGACCUGAAGCAGGACUGUGCAUGUUCAAGAACUUUGCUCGCUUUCGUGUUCUGGUUUGUGGUGGAGAUGGCAGCGUGAGCUGGGUCCUAUCCUUGAUGGAUGCCUUUGGGUUGCAUGAUAGGUGUCAGCUGGCUAUCAUCCCACUUGGAACCGGUAAUGAUCUGGCACGUGUCCUUGGCUGGGGUGCAUUCUGGAGUAAAAACGAGUCCCCUUUGGACAUCCUCAACAGAGUGGAGCAGGCCAGUGUGAGGAUACUAGACAGAUGGAGUGUGAUGAUCCGUGAGACUCCCAAGCAAAGCCCAUUGCCAAAAGGACAGGUUGAAAUGGACAUCCCACAAUUUGAGGCUGCUGCCAUCCAACACUUAGAAUCUGCAAGCACCGAGUUGAACAAAAUCCUGAAGGCCAAGUACCCCACAGAGAUGAUCAUUGCAACCAGAUUCUUGUGCUCAGCAGUGGAAGAUUUUGUGGCUGAUAUUGUAAAGGCCUGGAGUCGAAUCAAACAGAACAAUACAGCAAUAGAGUCUGUGAUUUUGAAAAGUGACUUAAUGUUUGAUAAGCUGAGUGUCCUGAUUGAUGUCCUGUCGGAGGAUGCAUCAGCUACCUCUGUUAAGAAAGGAACUACAGUAUAUGCAGACAGUGGAAAGGCAGAUGGAAAGCCCUUCAUCCCUCAAAUGGAUCACAUAGCCAAGUCCAAGUUGGAGUUGGCCACAAAGGCCCAGAAUCUCCAGAAAUCUUUGAAACUCAUCAUAUUCCAGGUUGAACAAGUUCUGGAUGAAGAAAGCAGACAGACCUUAUCAGUCAAGAACUUUACUUCCACUUCAACUUUCCUCCUGGAAGAAGACUCAGAGAGUAUUAGCCAGACAAGCCCACGGCACCGUUCUCGGUGUCGUGGUACUUUGUCUUCUAUAUCGUCUCUCCAAAGUGAGGACCUAGACAACCUUGACUUAGAACACUUACAUUUUACACCGGAAACUCUACGCUUCAAAGAAAAGUGUGUCAUGAACAACUACUUUGGGAUUGGACUGGAUGCUAAAAUUUCUCUGGAGUUCAAUACCAGAAGAGAUGAACACCCAGGACAACAUAAUAGCCGCCUUAAGAACAAAAUAUGGUACGGCCUUCUGGGAAGCAAGGAACUUCUGCAGCGCUCUUACAGGAAACUGGAAGAACGAGUGCGCUUGGAGUGUGAUGGAGAAGUCAUCUCAUUGCCAAACCUGCAAGGCAUCGUAGUGCUCAACAUUACCAGCUAUGCUGGAGGUAUCAAUUUCUGGGGAAGCAACACAGCAACCACAGAAUAUGAGGCUCCUGCAAUAGACGAUGGGAAGCUGGAAGUUGUGGCAAUCUUUGGUUCUGUGCAGAUGGCGAUGUCCCGAAUCAUCAACCUGCAUCAUCAUCGCAUUGCCCAGUGCCACGAGGUAAAGAUAACCAUUGAGGGAGAAGAAGGUAUCCCAGUGCAGGUGGAUGGGGAAGCCUGGGUUCAGAGGCCAGGCCUUAUCAAGAUUAAAUACAAGAAUGCUGCCCAAAUGCUGAUGAGAGAUCAGGACUUUGAGAAUUCAAUGAAGACAUGGGAGUGCAAGCAUACUGAAAUUCAGGCUGCCUUGCAACCCCAGCUGGGUUCCCAGGAAUCACAAGAUAGCCUCUCUGAUGAGGAACAUGCCCAGAUGCAGCACUUAGCUCAGCUUGCAGAAAAUCUCAUCAGCAGACUUAAUGACCUGAGCAAGGUCCACCAGCAUGUGUCUGUCCUCAUGGAUUCUGUGAAUGCCAGUGCCAACAUCUUGAAUGAUGUAUUUUAUGGCCAAGACAGUAGCAAUGAGGCAGGUGCAGCUUCCUGUACUCCCAUUGAGACUCUAAGCAGAAACGACGCAGUAGAUGUUACAUUUAGUCUUAAAGGGCUCUACAAUGACACCAAAGCUUUCCUGGAUGAAAAUUUGCUGAGAAAUGCUGAAGACAAGGCCACAUUACAAGCCGCCCUGGAUGCCAUGAAUGAACAGUUUGAAAAGCUUUCUGAGAUCGACUGGAUGUGUCCAAUUCUUGCUCCAGAGGAAAAGUCUUCAGACAUGGACAGUAGGAGCCUGAGGUUGAAAGGUCAGUUCCCCAAAUUGGGGAAGAAGAAACUAGAAGAGGAAGACAGGCGUAAGUCAGGCCGAGGAAUCCAGGGAUUUUUUGGUAAUUUAUGGCAUCGCCGAAAUCGCGAAUAUCAAGCAACUGAUGAUGAGCCUCCAGCACCAUCAAGAUUUCUGUUGUAG